This is a messenger RNA of Drosophila suzukii, 1090 nucleotides long. Lineage: Eukaryota; Metazoa; Arthropoda; Insecta; Diptera; Drosophilidae. The record is from RefSeq and is a predicted model, not a curated record.
GCCUUAAGUGUUUAUCAGUUUAAGAAAUUCAGAAUGAGUUAGGCCGUUGAGUCACAUGAGAACCCGAGUGCUUUCGUGGGUUUCAAUACAUACAUUCAAAUGAAUUUUGGCUAUCGCUGCUCAGUAAUUUUUCAGCAUUUUUUAACUUGAAAGCUUAGUUUUAAUUUUGGCACAGGGCAGAGCGGUUGGCUUAAGGAAGUAUCCGGGCUUAUAUAUACAGAAAUAUACCAUUUGCAAAUAUGCCUAAGUUUCAACUGAUUGUUGCUUGCCUGAUAUUGUGCGCUUUUAGCGACGUGAUUGGAAACGUUGUGAAGGAUAAUUACGAAACUGAUCCGACAGGUAAAAACACUGAUACAAGCGGAGUUACCCCAUCAACUAUGGAUUCAACUUCGGAUUCAUCUCCGGUUUCAUCUACGGACAAAAGCACGGAGGAAAGUACUGAUGAAAGUACUGAUAAAAGUACUGAUAAAAGUACAAAUAGAAAAACGGAUGCCAGUACGGAUAAAAGUACUGAAGGAAGCAAGGACGAAAUUAUGGUUAAAAGUAGUGAUGAAGGUACAAAAGGAAGUCCGAAUAAAAGUACUGACAGCACCGUAAGUACGACUGACUCCUUUCUGGACUCGGUCACAACGCAGAAAACAAUUGAAAGAGCCGCUGUGUCUUAUAAUAAUUCAGAUGGAUGGAACACGUUCCUUCAUUGGAUGUUCAGCAUUCUAAUUGCCUUGGCUAUCUUAGCAGCGGCCUUAUACUGCAUAAGGCGGCGUCGAGGGUCAUAUUCUGUCAAAGACCAAUGUGACAUUACCGUAAUAGAAUAUAAUAAUCGCAAAUAGACCUGCACCCCAAGAAAUAAUUUAAAAAUGAAAAAUUACACUUUUCUUCUAAGUAAUACGUAUUUCAAAACUAUAUUUCAUGUUUGCAAAUUUUAACAUGCCUACUCCCAAAUGCAAUAUACAAAUUUAAUUAUCCAUUUGUGUUAAAUCACUUGUUUAUGAGUCAUGGUAUUAUGUUUUUUUGAUAAUAGCUAAAAUGUUGUUAUCUUGAAUGGCACCGGUUGAGGGCCUUACAAAUAAAAGCUUGCACUGUUUUUGUA